Messenger RNA from Zea mays, 2093 nucleotides. RefSeq lists its product as uncharacterized. The record is from RefSeq and is a predicted model, not a curated record. Lineage: Eukaryota; Viridiplantae; Streptophyta; Magnoliopsida; Poales; Poaceae. Gene Ontology annotation, molecular function: trehalose-phosphatase activity. The transcript has 8 exons. Gene Ontology annotation, biological process: trehalose biosynthetic process. The coding region runs from base 520 to 1623 and encodes 367 amino acids.
GCCCACGGAUGUUCCUUCUCCUUCGUGCGGGCCACCUGGGGUGGGACCUGGAGCACAGGCCGGGUUGGUGGUGGUCGUUGUGCCAAGGAGCCAGAGCCCAUAGCCCGGGGCCUCUCGGCGAUCCAGAGGCCGGCCGGGCCCGGUCCCUUGGUGUGGCGGCGGGUCCCACGCCGAUCCGGGGCCCAGCACCGGGCACCGCCGCGGGCCCCACGUCUACAGAUUCGCGUCGUGCUCUAGGGAGGCUUGGCGCCCCCCAACCCCAACUAUAAAUAACGGCCGUCCUCUCCCCGUCUUCUACACUACACACACCCUCCUCCUCCGGUUCUCCUCGCACCUUCUCCCACCUCUGCUCUGCUCUGCUCUGCUCUCCCAGGCCAGGCCCUGCAGCUGCAAGCACCGAGGACAGACAGAGUCGCUCGCUUCGCCACCACUAGCUGUUGCUUGCCUGCCACCCAAGGAUUUCCUUCCAUCGAGAUCAAGUAGCGUAGCGGCUUGCCUGACCAAGAGGCAGAGCUCUCGAUGACGAAGCAGGGCAUGGUGGUGCCGGUGCCUGAAGCGGCCGUGGCGGUACCGCCCAACUCGGCGCCGCUGUUCCAGUACCCGCCGCCGCGGGCCGCGCCGGGCGUCGCCGUGCGCAAGAAGUGCCUGCAGAUGGGCGCCGGCGCCGGGCGCAUCGGCGGCUGGGUGGAGUCCAUGCGCGCGUCCUCGCCCACCCACGCCAAGGCGGCCGCCGCGCUCGCCGCGGGCGUCGAAGAGGAGCGGUACGCCGCGUGGAUGGUGAAACACCCGUCGGCGCUGGCCAUGUUCGACCAGCUGGUAGCGGCGUCCAAGGGGAAGCAGAUCGUCGUGUUCCUCGACUACGACGGCACGCUGUCCCCCAUCGUCGACGACCCCGACGCCGCCUACAUGUCCGACACGAUGCGGCGGGCGGUGCGGAGCGUCGCCAAGCACUUCCCGACGGCGAUCGUGAGCGGGCGGUGCCGCGACAAGGUGUUCGAAUUCGUGAAGCUGGCAGAGCUGUACUACGCCGGCAGCCACGGCAUGGACAUCAAGGGCCCCGCCAAAGGGUCCCGGCACACCAAGGCCAAAGGAGGCGGCGUUCUCUUUCAGCCGGCCAGCCAGUUCCUGCCCAUGAUAGAGCAGGUGCACGAUUCUCUGGUGGAAAAGACCAAGUGCAUACCUGGAGCCAAGGUGGAGAACAACAAGUUCUGUGUGUCUGUCCACUUCAGAUGCGUCGAUGAGAAGAGCUGGAUCACGUUGGCGGAUAUGGUGAAGUCGGUGCUCAAGGACUACCCGAAGCUGAAGCUGACGCAGGGCAGGAUGGUGUUCGAGGUCCGCCCCACCAUCAAGUGGGACAAGGGCAAGGCCCUGGAGUUCCUCCUCGAGUCCCUCGGGUACGCCGACUGCACCGACGUGCUGCCCGUGUACAUCGGCGACGACCGCACCGACGAGGACGCCUUCAAGGUGCUCCGCAAGCGCGGGCAGGGCGUGGGCAUCCUCGUGUCCAAGCACCCCAAGGACACCUGCGCCUCCUACUCGCUGCAGGAGCCCGCCGAGGUGAUGGAGUUCCUGCUGCGGCUUGUCGAGUGGGAGCGCCUCUCCAAGGCCCGCCCCAAGUGGUGAUCCAAUCCACGACGACAGAUGACGAUCGAGCUGGGAUUAAUUAUACACUAUAUAUGCUCAAUAUAUAAGUUAGUUAUACUAAGGGUGAUGGAUUAAUUAGAGGGAUCGGGGGAGCCGGGAGCGAGGGAGUAAUUAAGACCGUACGCACCCACUCCCUACUUGAGCUGAGCUGAGCUGAGCUGAGACGAGAGCUCGCUGCGCUGUGCACGGCACAGUCAUGUGCGUCCAGUCCACGGCGCCUCCCUAUGUUUUUACGGGAGCCAUGUGGCGGCUGCUGCGCGGCAAGGGUGAAGAAUGUACGUGCGGCUAGCUGUAACACUCCAGUAAUUACUUCCUACUCUACUCCAGCCAUGAACCUUGGCUCUGGAUCCUGAAUUCUGAUUGUGUACAAGUACAAGAGAGCAACUGCUGUCGAUGCCUAUGUAUGAAAUCAUCUCUAUAAAUUAAGUAGCCAGCUUUCCUCUGUACAA